Messenger RNA from Colletotrichum fioriniae, 807 nucleotides. RefSeq lists its product as uncharacterized. The record is from RefSeq and is a predicted model, not a curated record. NCBI's taxonomy places the organism in Eukaryota, Fungi, Ascomycota, Sordariomycetes, Glomerellales, Glomerellaceae.
AUGGGCAACUCUUCAACUUCCGUUUCCUCUCCUCCGCCGCCCAGCGAGUCAACAUCCAAACGCGUCACCGGCUCCAACUGGGGCGACCUCCAUCCCAUCGGCAAUCCCGCCACGGCGGCCUGGCACCUCUGCAUCUCAGGCCCAGACGCCGCCAAGCUCCUCCUCGGCUACCAGCCGACGUCGAUGGACGAUCGCUGGAUGAGUCGUUCGGACGGACCAGACGCGCAGGGCACGAUGGUGGUCCAUGUGUACCGGAGUUGGACCGGCCACGAGCAGUUUCAGAUCAGGGCAUCGACCCGAGCAGUUUCGGAUGGGCCCGGGCCCGCGGACGCGGCGGGAGAGGGGGCUGACGUCGGGGCGGACAUUACGGAGAUUAUGUGGGAUCGGGGUGACGGUCCUGUACAGGUUGGGGAGGAGGAGGCUAAAGACAUGAUGCAAUUCUCCACCCUCUUCCCCACCAUCCUCCUCGGCGCGUCCUUCGUCGCCGCAGACUACUGCACCCAGGCCCUCGACCCGGAGGGCCGCAAGUCCAACACGGGCUUCCGCUUCGAGAGCGUCGAUAACGCCAACUGGAAGUGGCAGUCCCGCGACCUCCAAGUCGUCACAACCCUCAACCAGAACUGCCAGAUCCACCAGGGCGGCGGCGGCGGCCCUUUCGCCGCCACCAUCUGCAUCGACUUUGACGGCAACUACGCCUGCUGGGUCACCCCAGCCAAGAACCAGGUCUGCGAUCUCGUCUUCGAGCAGAACGAGGCGCCCAUUGAUGUCUGCAAGAGCAUCAAGAACAUUUGGGGAUGGGUUGCUUAG